AUGGCUGAUAUCUCUGUUCCCUUCUUUAUCGACGGCAAGGACGUUGUCGCGUUUGAUGUCUUUGACGUUACGAGUCCCUACGAUAAUAAGGUCUGCUGGACAGCUGCCGCCGGAACACCGAAGACUGCUGUAUGGGCAGUCGAGGCUGCCAAUGCCGCCUUCCCCGCAUGGUCCCAAACGAAGCCCACAGUUCGUCGCGAUAUCCUUCUCAAGACGGCAAAUGUGCUCGAAGAGCAGCUAGAUACAUAUGCUGGAUAUAUGAGGACUGAGAUGGGUGCGGACGCGGGGGCUUCGUCAGGCUUCGUCGUCCCACUGGCUAUCUCUAUGCUGCGGGAUAUCGCAAGUAGAAUCACUUCGAUUUGUGGAAGUGUUCCUGUUGUUGAGGCGGAGGGUCAAAGUGCAAUUGCCUUCAAAGAGCCUAUGGUGUCGCGAGGGCGGCGUAAGGUGGUUCUUGCGCUCACAGAAUACUGGCUACUUAGGAAUGCACCCUACGUCUUUGGUAUCCGGUCUGCUGCGUGUGCCUUGGCAACUGGAAAUACGACCGUCCUCAAGUCCUCCGAACUGACUCCACGUUGCUACUGGGCCAUUUGUCGCGCCUUUCGAGCUGCGGGGCUCCCCGACGGAUGUUUAAAUCUGAUAUCGUGUCGCCCAGAGGACGCAGCCGAAGUUGUCAAUGCGAUGAUUGAACAUCCGGCCGUACGAAAGAUAAAUUUCACUGGUAGCACAGCUGUUGGGCGAAAGAUUGCUCGUUCAUGCGGGCAAAACUUGAAGCCUUGCUUGAUGGAGCUUGGAGGGAAGAAUAGCUCGAUUGUGUGCGCAGACGCCGAUAUUCAGACAGCGCUCAGGGGCGUGCUUGCUGGAGCCUUUUUGAAUUCCGGACAGAUCUGCAUGGCAACAGACCGAAUCUUGGUCCACAAAUCAAUCGCUCCAGCCUUCACCAAGGCACUUCAAAAAGCUCUCACAGCCAAUCCCGAUGCCUCCGCACUCCCACCGACACUUGUCAACACCGCUUCGAAGGCCCGCGUGGAAGCUCUGAUCGCCAGCGCCGUGGCAGCAGGUGCGCACUUUAUCUCCGGGUCCGCGAAUAUGCAGGUGCCUUCUGGUGCAGGUGUCCACAUGGCCCCCGCAAUUCUGGGCGGCGUUAGAGAAGAUAUGGCAUUAUGGCAAGAGGAAUCAUUCGCGAGUGUGGCUGCGUUGAUGGUCUUCGAGACGGAGGACGAGGCGAUUCGGCUGGCAAAUGGGGGUGGGUAUGGACUGUCGGCAUCUGUAUUCACGGAAGAUUUACGCAAGGGCUUGGCUAUGGCCAAGCGCAUUCAAUCAGGUGCUGUUCACAUUAACUCCAUGACGAUCCACGACGAGCCGGUGUUACCGCAUGGAGGCGUGAAGAACAGCGGAUGGGGCAGAUUCAAUGCCGCAGAGGGAUUAAAUGAGUUCUUGGUGACGAAGAGCGUGACCUGGAUGAAUUGA
Penicillium chermesinum is the source of this 1467-nucleotide messenger RNA. Its product is annotated as aldehyde dehydrogenase. Lineage: Eukaryota; Fungi; Ascomycota; Eurotiomycetes; Eurotiales; Aspergillaceae. The coding region runs from base 1 to 1467 and encodes 488 amino acids. Gene Ontology annotation, molecular function: succinate-semialdehyde dehydrogenase (NAD+) activity. The record is from RefSeq and is a predicted model, not a curated record. The transcript has 4 exons.